CUCUUUUUUUUUUCUCUGCGGAGAGACCGCUCCAUUCAUAGGGCUGGAUAGGCAGGCAGGCAGUCAGGCAGCAUAAAGAUCAGAGCGGCAGAAACACCAUCUGCGACCUAGAGUGGAGCCGAAAGGAUGGUUUCGCGUUGAACCCACCAGGCCCCUCUUAACCCGCGAAAUCUUCGCUGGCCGUUUUUUUGCCAUCGGAUACACCCCGAAUUUAAACCGACACCUUCUCUUCAGGAAUGGGACUCUAGUGUUUCGGCUGAAUGCUGGCGUUCCCAUCCUUGUUUUUCGCAACGUGCCGCGGAAAUAGACUGACUUCCUCGUCGCCUGUUCAUCUGGUGCUGCCGCAGACCUACCCCUCCAUUUGACUCAUUUAGCCUAGAUCGUCCGCGGACUCGCUGGCUCAGGCAUCUGGACACAUCGGGGCUGGUCUGUCGUCGUUGGAAAAAAGCAAAACGUGCCUGUGUGUUCUUUUGCUGCCUGUAUGAUGCCGACACAUUUGCGUUUCCGGAGAAGGUCAUUCCUUGGGCUUUUAUUCCUUUUUUCACUCUCCACCUCGGUACUAUAUUUCAUCUACUCCGCCCCCGGAAUCGUGAAUGAGUAUGUGUUCAUGGUCCAAGCCAGAGGCAUCCAGAUCAGAGAGAACGUGAAGAACAUUGGGGCUCAGGUUCUGGAGCAGGUGGUGAGAGGGGCCUACAGCAUCAAUGGCACAGAUUAUUCCUAUGACUUCAACUUCAGCGAGAGUGAUGCUCCUUCCACCACAUACCUGCCUGAGGGUUUCACAUACCUCCCUUCCCAGGUUUGCCCCGAGAGGAUGCCCUCUAUGAAGGGCAGGUUGGAAGUGAACAUGAGUGAAAUAUCUCUGGAGGAGGUCGAGAGGUCCUUGUUAGAGCGAGAGCCCGGCAUGGCCCUGGGAGGCUUCUGGAAGCCCGAAGACUGUUUACCUCGCUGGAAGGUGGCAAUCCUCGUUCCAUUCAGGAACCGCCACGAACACCUGCCCAUCCUACUGAGACACCUGGUGCCUGUGCUGCAGAAGCAAAGACUCCAGUUUGCCUUUUAUAUCAUUGAGCAGGGAGGGACAGAACAAUUUAACCGAGCCAUGUUGUUCAACGUGGGAUUUAAGGAGGCCAUGAAUGACCUGGACUGGGAUUGUCUGAUCUUCCAUGACGUGGACCACCUCAUAGAGAACGACAGGAACUACUACGGCUGCACGGACAUGCCUCGGCAUUUUGCGGUCAAACUUGACAAGUACUCCUACAUGCUUCCGUAUAAUGAGUUCUUUGGUGGUGUCAGUGGCCUGACGGUGAAGCAGUUCAAAAGAAUUAAUGGAUUUCCCAAUGCGUUCUGGGGCUGGGGAGGCGAGGACGAUGACCUCUGGAACAGGGUUCAGUUUGCCAAUUACAGCGUAAGCAGACCGUAUGGAGACCUGGGACGCUACAUGUCAAUUCCACACCACCAUCGCGGAGAAGCCCAGUUCCUGGGAAGAUAUAGUCUACUACGUCACUCAAAGGAGAGGCAGAAAGUGGAUGGUCUUAAUAACCUAAAAUACUUGCCACUAAUUUCAAGAAGUCCCCUCUUCACCAACAUCACAGUCAGCUUGAGCAGAAUGCUUGCGCCCGUGGCUGACUACUGACGUAGGCAGAGCUGGACUGCAAAACACCUGGGAAUCAAAAGUCCUCUGGGACAUCAGCCAUAUCUCACCAGUCGCAGCACUGCUUAGGACUUUUUUUUUUUGUUUUCUUUUGCUUUGUGUUUGUUUGUAUGCAAAAAAAUAUAUAUGAAAUGGAGACUCAAAUUAGUAUGUUUGAUAAAUCAUCUGAAAACAAAAUAGGGAUAAAUGCUGCACUUACUCAUGCCACAGUUCAUUACUCUUCAUCUGGGCUUGUGUACACAUCAGUCUCCACAUGCCUUUUGCACCAUUUUGGCCUUCAGCAUCCCAUUUGUCAAGCUUGUUCCUUAUUUUCUCUCUGAUUAGCUCUGCCCUGAGUUGUUGUGCUUGAUUACUAAAUUAGGUUACACAUUCGAGCACACACACUGGCCACACAUGUAUACACACAGGAGUAUGUACUUGCAUGUGCUGACAUAGGGGGGGCGCUGGGGCUUAGAUCUUUCAUUUUAGUUUUGCUCUUCUGAUUUCAUGAAUGCAGUAAGCCUUUGCAUGCACAUACAACCCUUACAGCACCACAGAGCAAUUUCAGUUGAGUUGAUUCGCGCAGCUGGUUCUGCAAUAGGUAUGUCAAAUCGACAAGUUAAGAUAGUUAAAGAAAAUGAUAUAUUGUACAAGAAAUAGUUUAUUUUAAGUUCAGAAAAUAUUAUUUCAUUAAUCAUCCGUAUUCCAUCUAGUGAGAACAUACCAUUUAAAGACUGUGAUGUUUGUGUUUGCCUCGUUCCACUGAAUGUUCUGGCUGCCUGCUAGUGGCUGUAUGUUGGAGUGCAAUGCUCAUCCUGUUAGCAAUAAGCUGUAAUAUCAGACAGCAGAAAUUAGGCCUGACUUCCCUAUUGUAAAAAUGCAAUAGCAUGGGUGCUAGCAUUCCCUUGUUGGAAGUACAGGAAAGGAGUGACUGUGUAUGCAAACUUAAAAUUCAGUUCAGCUUUGCUUAAGCAAAACUCGGCGCCCCUUUUUCUUUCCAGAACUUUUGUGUGUCUUGUGUCCACGUCUGUGUGCGAGUGAGGGCAAGCUAGGCAAAUAGCCUACAUGCAUUUGGUCGCCGGGGAAGGAGGAAACGUCUGGGCUUGUGUACAAACUUUUGUCUGGCCGACUUUAGACCUCACUCAGCGUGCAGCCUGUAAAUCUAGGCCAGAAAGAAAGAAGGUGCAGGUGUAUUUUUAGACCCAUUAUGUUAUUGUUUACUCACCUUAAUUUUUUUACAGCAGAGAAUGGGAAGUAGUGAAUACUUGACUGGUGUUACUAUCACUGGUGUUUACAGAAGCUUUAGCUUUAUUUUGCAUAUUGUCUAGUGUUUGUAACCAGCCCACCUCUACAUAGGGUGCUGCAAACAUUUUAUCUGCUCAGCAGCCCCGUUGCAGCUGCCUUUGUUCCCCCUUUUAUUAAACUGACACUUAUUUGCUUGCAUAGAAAAAAAGGCUGAUCUGAAUGCUUAUUGAUGGUGGCAUGUGAUAACUAGUGAUUGGUUUUGUGUUCAGGCUUUUCUUUGUUUACAUCAAACUUUGAAAUGUUGAUCUAGGUAGAGAUUUAAAAAAAGAUUUUUAUUUUUUUUUUAGAGGCAUGCAGCCUGACACAGACUGGUACUCCUCUCAAGACACACUGCAGCUCCUCUCUAAUGUUUAACAGUGUUGAUUUUUGGGGUCAGAUAUCCCAAAACUAAUGUAGUUCCAUUGUUAAGAUAUCACACAGACAUACUCUCCUCACUGUCUUCUUGUCAUGCAGCUACAACAUUUCACAUAAAUCGCCUUGUAUACAUUUCUAAACACGUAUCUCUUGGGAGGCAUGUUCGUAAUCAACAGAACUGUUGGAUUUCAACGACAAAAUACGAACCAAAGGGGCUGGACCUCUUGUCUAUUUAUUUGAUGAAUUACUUACUUUUAAUUGUUCAGUUUUUAUUUUUCUUGCGAGUUGACGUGAUAAUUUAGAAAGUGACAGUGUUAGAUGCACUGAAACAAUGCUGUGUGUAAUAGUGUGGGAUUCUGAGGUUCGGUUCUGUGUAAUUUGGGGCACUUCCAUUUCAUUUAGACACAGAUUUCUUUCCUCCCUAGGAGUGGCGCAAAUGGCGUCGCCAUAAUGAGCUGAAAUGAAAUGGAAUGGCACCCGUACUGUAGCUUGGUGUUAUUACUCUUCUGAGCAGAUGUGUUGGAGGAAGCCAUUUUGUGUGAUAACCACAGGAAGAGCAAGACGGUUUUAAAUUGCUAGUGGCCACUGUCUUUCACUGAUCACCUCCAUUAAACUGAUGAUGGAGCUCUUACUGGAGCCAAUUUUACCAUCAAGUAGCCUGAUAUUGAGCAGGAAAAACGUUACUGAGACUUCUGGCUGUUUCAUGUUGUUUAAUCAUCCUUUAAGUCCUCGUGAACUAGAUUUCAUUAUAUCUUCCAAUGAAUUUAUUUAUCCAGCCAUGUUUAACUAACCCAUGUAUCAACUUAGAAGUGCUCACACCUCUGUUCAAAUACUAGGUUUGUUAUUUUUUUUAAACUAGACCAUCUAAAUGGUUUUAAAGGUUUUCUUCACCUUUUAAAGCCAAAUAUAUAAUGUAUAGUUGAACUAAAAAAACAAAUAAGUCUGUUUAUAGGAGGAUGUAAAAAACUAAAUAACCUGGUUGCGUAGGUACGUCUAAGCACCUUUUGAUUCCGUAUCAGCAUUCAGUCUUCUUUGUAGGAGCCGAUCAGCAUUCCAUGUUUUAAUUUGGCAGUAUUUCUGCUCUCUCCCGUCUAAAGGUUCUCCAAAUCAAUUGGUCGGCGAAGACUUCGCUUGUUGACAGCACCCCUCCAGUGACCCCUUACAUUUUCUGUCAGUCUUAGUUCUGGACAUGGGUUAGGCCAUUCGAAAACUUCAGAAUUCUGGUAAAGCAAUUCUAUUGUUGGUUUUAGAGUACGGUUGGACACACAUUAAGGUUGGAAAAAUAAAAUCCCUCAUCUUCAUAAAAAAAAAAAAGAGAUUUUUAUGAUUUCAUCCACCUUGCCAAACAAAAACCAUUUUCAUCUGAAAAAAGAAACUCCACAGCAUGAUGCUGCCACCACCGUGGCUUCAUGUGUGUUGUGUUGUUUUUGUGCUAAACAGCUUUAGUAGUCAAAAUGUUGAAGUUUGGUAUCAUGAUACAUUUUACAAGACAUUGGCAAGGCUUCAAUGUUUUCUUUGGGAAAAUAAAUCCUGUUUUCUUGUAGCCUGACUCCAUAGUUUGGACGUAUGGAGAAUACUGUUGUCACAUUUGGAACAACUCCAGUACUUGGCAGGAAUUCCUGCAGCUUUUUCAGUGUUACUCCCAGGCUAUUGUCAGCCUCAGUGACAACUUACCAUCUUGGUGUAUCUUUGGUUUUGAAGAAAUGUCCAGUUUUUGUUAUGACACUGUUGCCCCUUCUUCUCCAAUCACUGAUGCCAUGGGGUACAUAUAAUGUUGAUGUUUUGUACCCUUCCUCUGACUGAUAACUCCAUACAAUGAGAGUUUUCUGUUGUAACUAAUCUGCAAACUACAAAAAGCUAUAUCCUCCUUUAGCUUAAUGCCACAGAUGUAAAAAAAAAAAAAAAACAUCCAGUUAGGAGAGCUGACCUCUAUUUCUGGUUCAUCAGAUUCACAAUAAUUGACAGCAAGCUUGAACUCAGGAAGAAUGAAUGCUGAAACUGAAUCAAGAUGUGCUUUAUCAAAAUAGGGUGCACACUUAGAAAUGAAAAGAGAAGAAAUGACUAAUCAGUCUUUUUUUUAGCAUUGCAGCACCCUGGCAUUUUAAUGGGUGUUCGUACACUUUUUAGAGCACCUUUAUGUAUAUUUAGAAGAGCUCUGGUUCCUUCCCAGAAAUGAAGCAGACGUUUACUUCCUAGCUCCAGACUAAGGAGGUGCCCAGUGGCAGCCAUGGACAGUAGCAAGCAGUUGUGUUAAGUUUUCUUUUCCAUGUGUGUUUGAGUGAAAUGGCUAAACCUUUCAGAGGUGCAACCAUCCUCCAUCUAAACCUUCUAAUCAAGUUUUUUAUUUUUUGCAUUUUGUUUACCAGCACUGAUAAGAACAUGUCGGUUUUUUUUUCUGGUAGUGAACAACUGGCAAGUUCUCCUUGUAGUUCCAGACAUUUACAUGAUACGCUGUAUAUAUUAUCUCUAAACGCAUAUAUAUAUAUAUAUAUAUAUAUAUAUAUAUAUAUAUAUAUAUAUAUAUAUAUAUAUAUAUAUAUAUAUAUAUAAGCUUUCAAUGCUUUAAAUUAAAAGCUAAUUGGACAUUAUAGCAAAGCCAAAUGGUUUUUAGUGUGCGUGUUCAGAUGAAGAUUCAGACUGUGAGUGACACCCUCAAUCUAAGAGGCCCUCAGCGUUCUCAGAGUCAGUAUUGGGCUCUAUAGUCACAAUUCACAAGCAGCUGCAUCAGUUCUACACUUACAAGAUUCAUUUUCUUUGGUAACUACUGAACAGCUUUGGCCACUAGUUUACUCAUUUGGAGACUUGUAGUUGGAUUGGUGAAUAUUUGAUUCCAGUGUGAUGAGAGCAGGCCCGGACCGCCGCUCUCUAAAGAGACUUCUUCAUAUCUCAGUCUCGCCUGUCCUGAUCCGUUCUGUGCCAGUUUAAAUGAAGGGACCAUUCCUUGGGCAUCUGACAAGACUGGCAGCCUUAAAGCUUUUUAAUUUAUUGCAGUUAUUUUAGUUUUUUUCACUUGUUUUUAUUUUUUUUAUAUAAGCAAGAAUAUUUAAAUUGAAAAGAAGUGCAUAUCAAGAAAUGAUCAUUGUAAAUAUCGUUGUUGUGUGUAGUGUUUUAGAAAUUCUAUUAAGGUCUUAAAUCACUACAGAUGCUAGCAUAAAAACAAGGCUUCAAGAGGGAUGGGGUCUGGGGGGUUGGCUCGGGGAGGUUAUCUGGUGCCAUUUAGGUGCUAGCGGAGCUUACACAUCAAUGUUUUUACAUCACUGCUUCCAAGCACAAGCUGUUUCUUUGUUGUUGUUGUUUUUUUUGGUUUUUUUUUGACAACAAUGUUCUAUAAAAUUUAAAAAUGCCCACAUAAUCUCAAGAGUUUUGCAGUCCCAGGGUCUCCAUCCUGUUGGAGCUCAGUGUGGGUUCUGUGUCGGAGGGACGUCUCUUUGAGUGUGUCAGCAAAUGGAUUUAGGUCGAGCUCACAAGAAACCACUGCAAGAUCAUUUUCUUGUUAUUAUUGUUUCAACAAAAAAAAGAAAGAAAAAGUCUUACAUCACAGAGGUACUCAAAGCAAUGACACAAUCCACUACAAAAUGCUCACAGAUAUGCUCUUUUUUUUUGUAUGAACUAUUUAAGAAGAAACCCAAUUAAAGGAGACCGAUUGCUAACAUCUUUAAAAUAUUUAUUCUUUGAUUGUAAGGAGAGACGCGUCUCCUUGAAUUGAAGCCAUUCGAAGCCACUUGUCAAAACUUGAUGUCAGCCUUAUGUGGAUCUGUUUGUGUAUUGGCAUAUUAUCUUUUGAUUAUUGAAAUUUGUAUGAUGGAGAUUUUCUUUUAUACCAUCAUUGUUAUUGUCAGAAGUACACCAAUAAAACGGAAACUUGUAAAGUA
Girardinichthys multiradiatus is the source of this 7158-nucleotide messenger RNA. RefSeq names its product UDP-Gal:betaGlcNAc beta 1,4- galactosyltransferase, polypeptide 5 (gene b4galt5). Gene Ontology annotation, biological process: carbohydrate metabolic process; glycoprotein biosynthetic process. Bases 482 to 1630 code for a protein of 382 amino acids. The record is from RefSeq and is a predicted model, not a curated record. Lineage: Eukaryota; Metazoa; Chordata; Actinopteri; Cyprinodontiformes; Goodeidae. Gene Ontology annotation, molecular function: UDP-galactose:glucosylceramide beta-1,4-galactosyltransferase activity. The transcript has 9 exons.